Molecule: messenger RNA, 1844 nt
Organism: Poecilia latipinna (sailfin molly)
Lineage: Eukaryota; Metazoa; Chordata; Actinopteri; Cyprinodontiformes; Poeciliidae
Exons: 4
Coding region: 636-1325 (229 amino acids)
Biological process (GO): actin cytoskeleton organization; actin filament polymerization
Cellular component (GO): actin filament
Molecular function (GO): small GTPase binding; actin binding
Source: RefSeq, a predicted model, not a curated record
GUUUGAAAAAAGGGGGUUGCAGACUAGUAUUUUGAAUUGUCAUUACCACAAUUAAUAAAUAAAAUAUUUCAUAUAAUCUGAGCUCGAAAAAUAAUGUUUAUCUCCCACCAUACUCAGUGAAGAGGAGGUGAAAAAAAAAAAAAAGCUCACUGGAGAAAACCUGUAACAACAAGACGAAACUUGGCAGCAUAGUGACACACAUUGAGGCUCACGUUUAAAUGUUUACCAGUGAGGAAACUGACUAUAGUCAACAACCUCCUUGAUUUCUUACUGUGACGUCGCUAGAAUUUAACUGAUUUAUUAUCCGUCAGUGUUUAACAAAUACUAUCAACAUGCAGUACAUUUGAUCCAUUGAGUCAUACUUGAUUCUCAUCUCAUUUGCAUGACAGCCCCUACCCCUACUUACCCGUUACUAAGUAAACCUAACGAUCAUCCUCCCUGCAUGCGUCCCAUGUAUGUUUUCUACUCGGAGCUAAACUUUCCCAGAUUUAUUAAUUUAAUCAACUGAUGAAUUCAAUAAGGAAUGUUUUUAAUCGCACACAAAUUGUAUUUGAUAUUUUGUCCUUGACUUAUUAAAAUAGCAUCAGUGCAAAACAGGUAAUUAUAACAAAUGUGACGGUAAGUAAAGUCCUAAGAUGUUUAAUGGAGUCUUAUUAUAUUUGGUGAUAUUUGAAAAUUGCUUUGCAUUUCUUUUCAAUGUUAAGAAUUACAAAUUGGACAGUUUUAUGUCGGGUUUUAAAGUUUUUGAUUUUCCUUUCAUUUUGCCACUGCAUCUUUUAGCUGUCCUGACAAUAGGGGUGUUUUAUGUUUACAGUAAAUUGUGCACAACCAAGUCCUGCGAGCAGGACAUUUUCCAACUUGCUAAAGCACACAAAGCUUUUAUUCCAGGCGGCCUAGACCAUUUUUUUCUCCCAUUACACAGACUGUUGUUAAAAUAUUUUCAUUUCUCAAAUGUGGUUUUCUUUCAGCGUGAUCGUAUAACAAGUUUCAGGAAAACUGGCACAAAGAAGGAGAAGCCUUUUAUUCAGCACCCGACUGAUCCCAUCUCUACCCAAGCCGAACUCCCUCAGCCGCAGCCUUUCUUUGACGAGAGAUCCAUGAACCUCUCGGAAAAAGAAAUAGUUGACCUCUUUGAGAAGAUGAUGGAGGACAUGAACCUCAAUGAGGAUCGUAAAGCCCCUCUGCGUGGGAAGGAACUGGCCAUCAAGCGUGAGAUGGUGGUCCAGUACAUCUCGGCCACUGCCAAAUCUAUAACUGGGAGCAAAGUUGCGGUCACCGUGACUUUUUCCUGUGAAUUCAGCAUCUCAGGAGAGAAUCUGCAUUAAAUCUGAAACGAACGUUAUGGACGCGCCGAUCACAAUGUGAUUUUUAAAGAUCGAGGGUAAAGUUCAGCAGAGCACUACAAAGACAUAUGUUGGCUUCUAAUUGAAUUGCUGUUUGAUAACAAGCAACACAUCAUAAAGCAAGGACAGUCAGUCAUGACGCCGUUCUCUUCUGGCAAACUAAAUGUUAAAUAUUCAAGACGGAUGUAAGCAGUCGUUUGCUUUUCAACAUGAAUACUUUUGAAUUACAGAUUACAUUCUUUUAGUAGAGUUGAAUUUUUUUGUAUAGUACUUCGACAAAUGGAUUACAGGUAUGGCUCAGGUUACACAUUUUUAGUAAAAGUAAUCAAAAGUAAUUACAUGAAUGUAAAAUUUUUUUUUUUUUUGAUCUGCAAGCAGCUUAUAGUCAGUACUCUGUAAUUUAGGAUAUUUUCUACGACAAAUACUUUGUCUUCAUCGUCAUCCAUGUAGCAAAGUCUAACAAAAAAAAAAAAAAAAAAAAAAAAAAGGAAUGAGAAAUAC